GUUGCCAAUAGUGUAAUGGUGAUGAUCUUAUACUUUCUUCUAUUUUACGAGAAUUAUAUUGAUUCCAUACCCAUUCAUAAUAUGAAAUUUUAUGAUUAUAAGCAUUCAUAUGUGACUACUUUUUCUAAUAUGACACUUUCCAACCAUAAGCAGAAAACCAUCGCAGUAUGGACAACUUUUUUCCGAUAUAUGUCAUGGUUAGAUAGUAUUAAUUUUGUCUUAUCAAAAUGUCGUUAUAAAUGUCGAGCCACUGGAAGAGAGGGAAUAGCCCAAAGUGAUGCAGUAUUAUUCCACUAUCAAAGGCAUGACCUUCAUGUAAAAGAUUUGCCAAAGAAGAGAAACCCGAAUCAAAUUUGGAUUAUUUACUUACUUGAACCAACAACGUACAUAGAACGUAACAUUGUUGAAUUAAAUGGCCUCUUCAACUGGACUAUGUCUCAUAGAAGGGAUUCCACUGUUUUUGCACCCUAUGGAUCCUUCAUAGAAAGACCCUCCCCAAAUGACAUAAGACCACUGUCAAACAGAAAAAAGUUUGCUUUUGCUGUGUUUAGUCGCUGUAAUGACAACGGCAAACGUUAUCGAAUUGUGAGAGAAUUGCAGAAAUAUAUCAAUAUAGAUAUUUUUGGAUCUUGUGGUUCAUUGAAAUGUGAUACAAAAUCACAGCAAUGUUUAUCUACAGAACGGGCACAGGAUUAUCUCUUCAGAUUAUCAUUUGAAAAUUCUCAUUGCAAGGACUACGUCACAGAAAAACUAUGGUUUCCCUUAAAACAAGGCGUGAUACCGGUGGUGAAUUGGGCCAAAGAACAAAAGGAGACAAGAGUCAACUCAAGUCACGUGAUAAAUAUAUACGACUUUAGCAAUAUCAAAGAUCUAGCAAACUACCUGAAAUCUGUCGCAACAAAUGAAACAUUAUACAAUAGUUACUUUUCUUGGAGGAAAACUUUAGAUGUGGAAACAUCUCAUUUUCACGCAUUUUGUAAACUCUGCAAAAAGUUACAUCAGCCUCAAAUCCUAAGACAGGUAUACUCUGAUCUUGAUGGCUGGGUAUCCAGUGAUAUUUGUCCUAAAUACAAGUAUGUGCAGCACAUUGUAGGAUGGAUAGACAGGUGGAUACUCUUUCCAGUCGGACUAUAAGUCUAC
Saccostrea echinata is the source of this 1140-nucleotide messenger RNA. RefSeq names its product alpha-(1,3)-fucosyltransferase C-like. The coding region runs from base 16 to 1134 and encodes 372 amino acids. The record is from RefSeq and is a predicted model, not a curated record. Gene Ontology annotation, molecular function: alpha-(1->3)-fucosyltransferase activity. Lineage: Eukaryota; Metazoa; Mollusca; Bivalvia; Ostreida; Ostreidae. The transcript is spliced from 2 exons. Gene Ontology annotation, cellular component: membrane.